This is a messenger RNA of Parascedosporium putredinis, 462 nucleotides long. Lineage: Eukaryota; Fungi; Ascomycota; Sordariomycetes; Microascales; Microascaceae. The record is from the annotation of a GenBank genome assembly.
AUGUACGAAGUACUACAUCGAUCAAUCGAGUGUCUCAAGGAGUCUGUUGCUGCUGCUUCCGAUUGCGACUUUGAGGAUGCCUGGUGUGUUUGCGUUCAAGCCACCUACGAAGCCAUCACCGGCCAUGCCACGCCCUGUGUUAUGACCAAGUGUGGUGCCGACAAGGCGAUUAUCGAGGUCCUUCCCGCUGCCAUUCCAUUCUGCGCCGAUGCUUCCGCUAGCCACGAUGCCUCCGAGGGAUCGGCCCCCAAGACGGAUGAUUCCAACUCUUCCGCCACCGCAGCCCCGACUGCCGAUACCACCGAUGCUCCCACUGGUGACUCAACCUCUCCUGGCGCAGCUCCUGCUGCUACUGAGACUGGUUCCUCCGGCUCCGGAAGCGGAGGCGACAGUGGUGCAGUGGGCCAGUCCGCCCCCGCCAUCCUCGGCAUGCUCCUCCUCGGCGCCGUGGCCGCCUUUUAA